Molecule: messenger RNA, 2507 nt
Organism: Gastrolobium bilobum
Lineage: Eukaryota; Viridiplantae; Streptophyta; Magnoliopsida; Fabales; Fabaceae
Product: G-type lectin S-receptor-like serine/threonine-protein kinase At4g27290
Exons: 8
Coding region: 1-2445 (814 amino acids)
Biological process (GO): recognition of pollen; protein phosphorylation
Molecular function (GO): ATP binding; protein serine/threonine kinase activity
Source: RefSeq, a predicted model, not a curated record
AUGACAAAUACUUUUCCCUUGAUUGCUAUGCUUGUUGUUUCCAAGCUACUAUAUUUCUUCUUUCACAUUUCCUAUGCAUCUGAUACCAUUACCCAGUUUCAGUCACUUCCUGAUAAUGGCAGCACCUUGGUUUCUAAGGAUGGAACCUUUGAGUUGGGCUACUUCAAUCCUGGUAGUUCCUCGAACCGCUAUGUUGGAAUAUGGUACAAAAACAUCCCCGUUAGAACGGUUGUUUGGGUUGCCAACCGUGACAACCCUAUCAAAGACAACUCGAGCAAGUUAAUCAUAAACAAAGAGGGAAACCUUGUGCUUUUAAGCAAGAAUAAGACUUUACUGUGGUCAACAAACUCCACAACAGAGGCUCUGAGUCCCAUUGUGCAGCUCUUGGAAACUGGAAAUUUAGUACUUCGAGAUGAGAAGGACAACAACAACGAACCAGGUUUUCUGUGGCAGAGCUUUGACCAUCCUUGUGAUACAAUAUUACCAGGGAUGAAGAUUGGUUGGGACCUAAAAACUGGUCUCAAUCGGCGUCUUACUGCUUGGAAAAAUUGGGAUGACCCCUCUUCAGGAGACUUUACAUUAGGUUUUACGCUUGGAAGCAAUUCUGAAUUGCUUAUUUGCAAGGGAUUGGCAGAGUACUACAGGACUGGCCUUGUGAAUAGCCCAGUUGGAGUAUUCGGAUUGAGGGGUAAUCCAAUCUACACUAACAAAUAUGUUAGCAAUGAAGAUGAAGUGCUUUUCUCAUACACACUCAAGAAUAGUUCUGUGAUUUCUAUUAUUGUUUUGAAUCAAACCCUUCAACUUCGUCAACGCCUCGUAUGGAUUCCUGACACCAGAAUUUGGAGAACUUACCAAUCCUGGCCACAAGACAGUUGUGAUAUUUAUAAUACUUGCGGCCCAAAUGGAAAUUGUAUCAUUUCUGAAACGCGAAUUUGCCAAUGUUUACAAGGAUUUGAGCCAAAAUCACCCCAAGAAUGGAAUGCAAUGGACUGGACACAAGGAUGUGUGCGCCGCAAUUCAUGGAGAUGCGGAGUCAAAAAUAAAGAUGGGUUUCAGAGAUUUAGUAGAAUGAAAUUGCCAGAUAUUCCAAAUUCUUGGGUUAAUAAAAGUAUGGUACUCGAAGAUUGCAAGGCCAAAUGCUUGGAAAACUGUUCCUGCACAGCUUAUGCGAGCCCGGACACAAGUGGAGCAGGUAUUGGUUGUUCCAUGUGGUUUGGUGAUCUCUUUGAUUUGAGAAUUUCAGAAGGUGGGCAAGAUCUAUAUGUUCGAAUGGCUGUUGUAGAUAUGGAGGCUAAACAUGGGCGUCAGAAAAAGGUAGUCUUGGUGGUUACAAUCACUGUUUCAUUUGUCCUUGUGAUUCUAUUGGCAUUCUCCUACAUCUACGUGACCAAAAUGAAGUACACAGCAGACAAAAUCAUGCCGACACGAGAGCAAGAUGAACGCGGACAAGAAGAUUUGGAGCUUCCUUUGUUUGAUCUUGCCGCAAUAAUUCAUGCUACCAAUAACUUCUCAACCGACAAUAAGCUCGGGGAAGGUGGUUUUGGGCCUGUAUACAAGGGUACAUUGCGAGAUGGACAAGAGAUUGCAGUCAAAAGGCUUUCAAGGAGUUCUGGACAAGGAUUGAAAGAAUUUAAGAAUGAAGUGAUGUUGUGUGCCAAACUUCAGCACCGAAAUCUUGUUAAGGUUCUUGGUUGUUGCAUUGAAGGAGAUGAGAAAAUGUUACUCUAUGAGUACAUGCCCAACAAAAGCCUCGAUUCAUUUCUUUUCGAUUCAGCUCGAAGUAAACUUCUAGAUUGGUCGAAGCGCUUUAACAUCUUGUGUGCAAUUGCUCGGGGGCUUCUUUAUCUUCAUCAAGAUUCGAGAUUAAGGAUCAUACACCGGGAUCUAAAAGCAAGUAAUAUUUUACUAGACAAUAAUAUGAACCCAAAAAUUUCAGAUUUCGGCAUGGCCAAAAUGUGUGGAGCUGAUCAAAUCGAUGGGAAUACAAACAGGAUUGUUGGGACAUACGGUUAUAUGGCACCUGAAUAUGCCAUCGAUGGAUUUUUCUCUGUAAAAUCGGAUGUAUUCAGCUUUGGCGUAUUAUUGCUAGAAAUUGUAAGCGGAAAGAAAAAUGGAGCACUUGCCUACGAGGCCGACGACCGUAAUCUUAUUGGGCAUGCAUGGAGAUUGUGGACAGAGGGCACUGCAGAGCAAUUGAUUGAUGCUUAUUUGGUAGAUUCAUGUAUUGUAUCUGAAGCUUUAAGCUGCAUUCAAAUUGGUCUUUUAUGUCUGCAACAUCAUCCUGAUGAUAGGCCGAACAUGACAUCUGUGGUUGUGAUGUUGAGCAGUGAAAAUGCUUUACCUCAACCAAAGGAACCUGGUUUCUUAAUCAGAAAGGCUUCAAUUCAAGGAGAACAUUCUUCUUCAGGCAAUGAAGUAACUAUCUCACAACUAAAUGCCAGAUAGUGAAGUUAAUUUAUUUCUAACAUUUUUUGUUGAAUUAUGUAAAUUGUACUUGGAACUUAAAC